This is a messenger RNA of Ricinus communis (castor bean), 3200 nucleotides long. RefSeq names its product two-component response regulator ARR1. Gene Ontology annotation, molecular function: DNA-binding transcription factor activity; DNA binding. Gene Ontology annotation, biological process: cytokinin-activated signaling pathway; phosphorelay signal transduction system. The record is from RefSeq and is a predicted model, not a curated record. Lineage: Eukaryota; Viridiplantae; Streptophyta; Magnoliopsida; Malpighiales; Euphorbiaceae. The transcript has 6 exons. The coding region runs from base 484 to 2532 and encodes 682 amino acids.
GGUGGAGUUAGUUAACUUCAUGUGUGAGCUGGAUCCACUCUUCCAGGACUGACCCACUUUUGAAUAUAAUAAUCCCAAUAAAUUCUUUUCUUUUUUUGAUUUUUUUUUUGUUUUAAUUAUAAAAACCAUUAAAAAUUUACCCAGUAACAGAGAAAUUUAGCUUGAAGCUGAUACAAGCCAUGUCUUCUUCAACCUUUCAAUCCCUUUAAAAAUUACACACACAGACGUAUAUAUACAUACAUACAAAUUUUCUUCUCUAAAUAAUCCAAAAUCUUUUCUUUCCUUUUUAUUUUUCUCUAAUUCUUGCAUAUCUCAAGUGGGUUCUUUCUGUUUCGAACUGGGUAUUAAUCUUUCUUUUAAAUGACAAAAAUUAUUCCAAGUUCAUCUUCAGUUUCCAAUAUGUGAAAUUUAGUUUCUUUUUUUUUUAGUUUUUAUAUGUACCUUUUUUCUGUUUUGAGAUCAAAGGUUGAUUCUUUUUAAGCUAUGAAUCUGAGUAACGGUAAGGGAUCGAUGUCAACGGCCAGCUCUAGUGUUGCUUGGAAAGCUGGAGAGGUUGUUCCCGAUCAAUUUCCAGCUGGGUUACGGGUUUUGGUUGUUGAUGAUGAUCCAACGUGUCUUAUGAUCUUAGAGAAGAUGCUUAGGACUUGUCUUUACGAAGUUACAAAAUGCAAUCGAGCAGAGACCGCAUUAUCCUUGCUCCGAGAGAACAAAAAUGGAUAUGAUAUUGUCAUAAGUGAUGUUCACAUGCCAGACAUGGAUGGAUUUAAACUCCUUGAGCACAUUGGGCUAGAGAUGGAUCUGCCUGUUAUCAUGAUGUCUGCGGAUGAGGCAAAAAGUGUAGUUAUGAAGGGAGUAACCCAUGGUGCGUGUGAUUAUCUCAUCAAACCAGUACGCAUUGAGGCACUGAAGAACAUAUGGCAGCACGUGGUGCGGAAGAAAAGAAAUGAAUGGAAGGAUUUGGAGCAAUCAGGAAGUGUAGAAGAGGGAGAUAGGCAGCCAAAACAAUCCGAGGAUGCUGAUUACUCGUCUUCAGCCAAUGAAGGGAAUUGGAGAAACUCAAAGAAGAGGAAAGAUGAAGAAGAAGAAGGAGACGAAAGGGAUGAUACAUCCACAUUAAAGAAGCCAAGGGUGGUUUGGUCAGUUGAACUCCACCAACAGUUUGUUGCAGCAGUUAAUCAACUAGGCAUUGACAAAGCUGUUCCGAAAAAAAUUCUGGAACUGAUGAAUGUUCCUGGGCUCACGAGAGAAAAUGUUGCUAGUCACCUUCAGAAAUAUCGGCUGUAUCUUAGAAGGUUGAGUGGAGUUUCACAACACCAGAACAAUUUAGGCAAUGCUUUUAUCAGUCCCCAAGAAGCAACUUAUGGUCCACUGUCUUCAUUCAAUGGAAUUGACCUUCAAACUCUUGCUGCAACUGGUCAGCUUCCAGCACAAAGCCUUGCGACGCUCCAAGCAGCAGGGCUUGGUAGAUCAGCUGUAAAAUCUAGAAUGCCUAUCCCCAUUGUUGAUCAGAGAAAUCUAUUUAGUUUUGAGAAUCCUAAGUUAAGAUUUGGAGAGGGGCAACAGCAACAAUUGAACAAUAGUAAGCAGAUGAACUUACUUCAUGGAAUCCCAACAAGCAUGGAGCCAAAACAACUAGCAAAUAUACACCAUUCAGCACAAUCCAUUGGAAGCAUGAAUAUGCAAGUCAAUGCCCAUGGAGGUCAGGGUGGCCAAAGUAAUUCUUUGCUGAUGCAGAUGUCUCAAUCACAAUCCAGAGGGCAGAUGCUAAAUGAAACCUGUGUCACCCAUGUUCCUGCUCUCCCAUCAUCCAUAGGGCAGCCUGUUAUCUCUACUGCAAUUGCUGGAGGGGUCUUAGCAAGAAAUGGUUUAGCUGAAAGUAGAGGGGCAGUAUAUAAUUCAGUUUCACAGUCAUCUUCGAUUAUCAAUUUCCCCUUGAACAACACAUCAGAAUUAUCAGGUAACAGUUUUCCACUAGCAAGCAACCCUGGGAUAUCCAGUCUCACAACUAAGGGAGCAUUUCAAGAAGAGGAUAACUCAGAAAUAAAGGGAUCAGUCGGGUUUAUGCCAAGUUAUGACAUCUUUAGUGAUUUAAAUCAGCAUAAAUCUCAUGAUUGGGAAUUACAAAAUGUAGGCAUAACCUUCAAUGCCUCUCAGCAAAACAACUCUCUACAAAGAAACCUUGAUGUUGAGCCAUCAGUUUUUUCUCAUCAAAGGUUUUCUUCUAAUCAAAGGACCGUACCAAACAGGAAUAUGUCAGUUAUGGGCAAACCCAUGUUUUCCACUGGCGAUGCAACUGAUCAUGUGAAUGUACAAAGUGCCGGACAGCAUGUUAACACCUUUUUUGCUGAGAAUUCAGCGAGGGUUAAAUCUGAGCCCAUAGCUGAUGCAAAUUGUCAGACAAAUCUCUUUCCUGAACAGUUUGGGCAGGAAGAUCUCAUGAGCGCUCUUCUCAAACAACAGCAGGGCGGCGUAGGGCCUGCUGAAAAUGAUUUCGACUUUGACGGAUAUCCAUUGGAUAAUAUUCCUGUGUAGCAGUUAUCUCAGUUAUGGCAGUUUUUUUUAUGUAUAUAGCUGCUAUUACAGUUGAUUAAUCUCUUCUGAAAAUAGAGAAAGCAGUUCAGGUUAGUGUUCUAUUCGGGAGACAGGAUUGCUUGGUUUCACAAGUCAGCAUUUUCUUUUGUGUAUAUCAUGUUCAGCUGUUUAUUUGGACUGCGGCUCUGGCAAAUGGAAUAGAGAUUGAUAUAUCAUCAUGGUGGAAGGUACUUGCAAAGCUUGUAAGAUACCACUGCAUGGCAUGCCAAGGCAUAGCAUGCAAAAUUUUGGCUGCAUUUGGUUGGAAAAUAUAGCAAGGAGUGUAAUUUUAGGCGCUUGUGGUGCUGCUAAUUGGCUGAAAUUGCGGAGACAAUUUCUUAGAUUUCUGCAGAACUUUAGGAGUUUUCUAACGCUAAUAACAUAUCUAAGUUUAUGUUAUAUAUAUAUAUAUAUAUAUAUAUAUAUAUAUAUAUAUAUAUAUUCCUUUUUAUUUUCUCUUCAUUUUAAAUUUAUUUCUCUUAUUGAAGGAAUUGACCUUGAUGUACAUAUACAAUUUGAUUGCUCUAGACACAAGUCUGAGUAAUUUUAUUUCUUUUUCUUUAUCCUUUCCAUUUCUUUUUCUCUGGCCUUCAUCAUUCUUAUAAAUGAAAACUGACUGUUUUUGGCAA